AUGUGUAUUUUUCAUCUUACUGAUGACCAUGACAGAAGUUCUUGCUUGGAAAUGGUACGUUAUUCUCAAUUGAUUGGUUCUAAGGAGGUACUAAAUGAAGUAAGUGAAGAAGAAUCUUCUAGGCAGCUUGGCAACUCUGAAAUCCACUUCCUAGAGUACGAGUCUAAUUUGGAAAGAGGAGUUACAGCCUCUACUUCCCGAUCGAAAGAAACUAAUGAACUUUGGGUUAUGGAGUUCGAUGGGAGUUGUUCAAUAUCAAGCUCAGGAGCAGGAGUUGUUCUUAUUUCCCCUUCUAGAAAAUAUAUUCCUUUUUCUUUCAAGUUGGAGUUUAAGAACACAAUUAAUAGUGCAGAGUAUGAAGCUCUAUUAUUAGGACUCUCUGAGGCAAAGAAAUUGGGAGUUCAGCUAUUGUGGGCCAAGGGUGAUGUUGAGUUGAUUGUGAAACAAGUUAGAGGGUUGUUUAAUGUCAAGAAUGAGAGGUUGCGGCAUUAUAGGAAUAGAGUGUGA
Messenger RNA from Cryptomeria japonica (Japanese cedar), 507 nucleotides. RefSeq lists its product as uncharacterized. The transcript is spliced from 2 exons. Lineage: Eukaryota; Viridiplantae; Streptophyta; Pinopsida; Cupressales; Cupressaceae. Gene Ontology annotation, molecular function: RNA-DNA hybrid ribonuclease activity; nucleic acid binding. The record is from RefSeq and is a predicted model, not a curated record. The coding region runs from base 1 to 507 and encodes 168 amino acids.